AUGGUCGCGCAGCUGUGCCCGUCGAGCUGCCUCAUCCUGUGCACGUCGACGAUCCUGGAGCUGCUGCCGCCGCAGCACCUCGUCGACGCGGACAUGGAGUGCCCGAGCUCCUGCGUGCACGCCUGCGUCGAGGCGAGCCGCGUCCACGAGCGGAGCGGCGGGAGCUUCGGCCAGUCGCUGAAGGACAACUUCGAGAUGAUCUCCAUCAUCGCGUCCGUGAUCCUGGCGCUGCUGGGCCACUGGAUCAACCGGCAGCGGGAGAUGGAGAGCGAGCGGCGGCGGCUCCGGCUCGAGCGGCUCGACGCGCAGCUCCGGGACUACUUCGGCCCCAUCGCCGCGAACCUCCUAUCGUCCAAACUCGCCUUCAACACGCUCAUGCGCACCUGGAGCCGCCACACGCACGCGAGCCCCGGGGAGACGCCCGCGGCCAAGUACUUCCGAGUGCUGCGCCGCGCGGAGAAGCUCGAGCACGCGAGCGGCGAGAUCGAGGUCGAGUGGGUGCGCGACAGCUGGAUCAGCUUCCACACGCAGAUCGUCGGGCCCAUCCACAAGCAGACCAUGCACAUCCUCCAGAGCAAGAGCCACCUCUACGACGGCUCGUACAGCACGCAGAUGCUCCAGUUCAUCGCGCACCAGAUCGAGUACGACCUGCUGAUGCUGCGCUGGGCCCAGGGCGAGUACAACAUGCUCAUCAACACCGUCGAGUUCCCCCAGGGCUUCGAGGCGACGGUGGCCAAGGAGAUGGCGCGGCUCCGCGAGGAGCAGCAGGACCUCAUCGUCGGCCGCGACCGCGACCACGAGAAGGACAGCGCGUGGCAGAAGGCGUCGGCGGCCAUCUCCAAGGCCACGGCGGGCUCCGUGGACGCGGAGCGCCGCGCGUCCAUCAACGCCAAGCACAACAUCGAGCUCGUCUCCGCGGGCGACGGUCAGCCGCCCCAGGAGCGGUCGAAGGUGAGCCGGCUCUCGUCGCAGCUCCGCGCGUCCGCGCACGCGAACCCCAUGCUCAAGGACGUCGCCAAGGGCAUCCUGGGCCACACGGACGCGCUCAAGCACCUCCACAACCGCGAGUCGUCGCCGAGCGCGGCGCUCAAGUCGUCCGUGUCCGAGGCGCUCGAGGGCCUCGACCUCGGCGAGUCCGCCUUCGGCGAGGACGUCAACGGGUCGCCGGAGGCGCCGAAGAACGGCAUCACGCGCCUCUUCCCCGCGGGCUCGGGCGAGAGCGAAUGA
Molecule: messenger RNA, 1227 nt
Organism: Aureococcus anophagefferens
Lineage: Eukaryota; Pelagophyceae; Pelagomonadales; Pelagomonadaceae
Exons: 1
Coding region: 1-1227 (408 amino acids)
Source: RefSeq, a predicted model, not a curated record